Messenger RNA from Zychaea mexicana, 1133 nucleotides. Its product is annotated as NADP-dependent oxidoreductase domain-containing protein. Gene Ontology annotation, molecular function: aldose reductase (NADPH) activity. The transcript has 8 exons. Gene Ontology annotation, cellular component: cytosol. Bases 98 to 1060 code for a protein of 320 amino acids. Lineage: Eukaryota; Fungi; Mucoromycota; Mucoromycetes; Mucorales; Lichtheimiaceae. The record is from RefSeq and is a predicted model, not a curated record.
GAAAUCGGGUAACACAGACGUUGUCUCUGAUGGGCGACUAUUUAUAAAAGGAGCCAGUAGACAACUUCCCUCAUUCACUACAUUUCUUUUUUUACUCAUGACCAUUGACAAUCGUACAGUCAAGCUCAACAGCGGCUAUAGCCUCCCUUUGGUAGGCUAUGGUACUUUUGGCGGUCCUGACGCGCCUGAGCAAGUUUACGCUGGUAGCAAGCUUGCUUUGGAGGCCGGUUAUCGUCAUUUUGACACAGCUUAUUUAUAUCGUACCGAAGAAGCUCUUGGUAAGGCUAUCCGUGAAAGCAGUGUUCCAAGAGAAGAGAUCUUUGUCACCACAAAGCUGUGGCAAACGUUCCAUGAGCCUCAACACGUCCGACCUGCAUGUGAACGCUCGCUAGAACUUCUGGGGCUGGACUAUAUUGAUCUUUACAUGCUCCACUGGCCCAUGGCGUGGAAAUUCGUAUCCUACGAAUUUGAUGAUCUUAAAAAGCCUGAUGAGAACGGUGAUAUUUCUCGAAUUGACGUUCCUAUCAUUGAAACGUGGCGUGCCAUGGAGGAGCUCGUAAAAGCUGGAUUAGUGAGAAGCAUUGGCAUUUCCAACUUCACUAUGCCCAUGCUCGAAGAAUUGCUAAAACAAUGUGAAAUCGAACCUGCCGUUCAUCAGUUGGAAAUCCAUCCAAGCUUGCCACAAGAAGAGAUGCUCAAAUUUUGCAACAAAUAUAACAUCGUUCUUACGGCUUAUUCGCCACUGGCAAAUCCUGGCUACAGCGGUAUGCCAUCCAUGUUAUCGGAUCCAAUUGUUCUACGCGUCGCUGAAAAGUAUGGCAAAACUCCUGUUCAAGUGUUGCUCAAUUGGGGUGUUGCACGCGGCUAUGCAGUCAUUCCAAAAUCUGUUACUCCUGAGCGUAUCAAGGCCAACUUUGAACAUUUCAACAUGGAUAAGGAAGACAUUGAGGCCAUAUUAGACAUCGGACGCACAAAUCAGUAUCGCAGCUGCUCCCCACUACGAGAUUUUGGUCCAUCCAAUAACAUUUUCGAUGAGCCCGUCGACUUGUAUAAGAAAUAAAUCAAAAAUUAUGCCCUGCUCGAUAGAGCAGGCUAUAUAUCAUUCUAUGUGCUACAUAGUAGUUUGACACAUA